Molecule: messenger RNA, 1881 nt
Organism: Alternaria atra
Lineage: Eukaryota; Fungi; Ascomycota; Dothideomycetes; Pleosporales; Pleosporaceae
Exons: 3
Coding region: 1-1881 (626 amino acids)
Source: RefSeq, a predicted model, not a curated record
AUGCAGGAUACCAUGGACAUUCGAAAGUGGUUAGCCGAGACAGUGCAACCGGAAGCACCACGCGAGCCCGUUAGAUAUCAACAGACUGCAGAGCCCGCUAAACAAAAACGUCGACGCAAAUCAGACAGCUCGAUCCUCGAUCCCCGUCCGCCUGCAUCUUCUCCGCAUGAGUCAGUAGAUGAUAGUGCUGGCGAGGCCCUCCCGGCGGCGUGCAGUGAUAGCUCUAGCAGCAACCGGUAUGCGCGCAAACCUCGAAGAAAGUCGCGUCCGGAGCGGUAUGAGCCAGGCCCCCAUGCACGUCGCGAUCACAAGAACGAAUCAAAGAAAACGCGGCGCAAGGGCCGGUGCAAGAAGGGCGAGAAGCCACCUGGUGUCAUGCAGACCUUCCAGUCCAGAAACGUGUCUGGGGAUCGGUUGACUUUGAAGCCACGAGAGCAGCUAGGACUAUUCAACAAGGGACGGACGUCUACCACAAUCAAGGGCCGCGGACUGCCCGAUCUAGUCUUUUCUGAAAUGAAGUUCUUGCAGAAACACAAGGACGAACCAGAGUCUACGCCUCGAUCUGACCUACCCCAAAAGAAACGGAAAAGAAAACAUGUUCAUACGAAGGAGGGGGAGAUUUCUGCUUUCUUUACCUCAGUGCGCCCGGUAUCAGUCGAGAAGGACAGUAAUACGCUCCCAGAAUAUGCCACAUCGAGAACCAAGCGGUAUCGUCGUGAUCAGCCGUCUGUGAAUGAAAAUCCUAUACCUACCGUUGAGGUAGCGGACCCAGCAUCAUACCUGGGCUUCGGAAGUAGAGGCCGCCGCCAUGACAGUAAUAGCUACGUAUCUUGGUCAGAGUCAAUUCGACCGCUUAGCACAAUGCCGGAGCAACCUCGCAAACCUCCUGUCCGUUUCAGUUCGCGCGAUAUAGAUUCUUGUGGUAAUUCUGACAGUAGGAAAAAGAGAGAGCACAAUGUCUUCAAGCUACCGGCUCCUCCCCGAUCAGCUACGAAACAAAGAACUGACAGCAUGCCUGCUGAUCGCUUCAGGUUGUCAUCGUUGGAUCCAUUACAUGAUAGAGUUUCAAGGUCGCAAUCGUCCCCUCAACACAGCUCGUCUCCACAGCGGCCGAAUCUCGUCGACCGAUCUGCGAAGCUACAUGAGGCCAACACUGCUUGCUCGCCGUCAUCGAUGCCACCUUUUGCAUCUGCACAUCUCACGGACGCCUGCCAUGCUCGACCACGUAGCAGCCCAAAGGGCGCCAAGUUGGGCGCAACACCAGCUUCAGGAGCACCCGCUCUUGCUGAGUAUCGACACCACGGCCAGCCUAGUGAAUAUAGUCCUGUUGGAAAGGUCCAGAUAACGACGUCUUCGGAUCUGGGGUUGGUUUUGCAAAAGUGCAACGAUACAUUCUACCAGAGACGCCAUGCUGCUGGACCGCAUAGGAGGCAUACCGAGCAAACACAACCAGUAUACCCGCAAUCGAGGCUACGACAAAACAGGACGGGCUUCUAUAGUGCGGCUCAGCAGGCUCCUACUGUGCAGUUCGCGGAUCAGCUUUAUCAUGGUCCGAUAGUACCGGAUUUUGCUGGCCCGAGCAUCUAUGACCAACAAGCACGACGCCAGCAACUACCUCUGCAACUGGGAAUUGAUGAAGAUCCUCUGCAAAGUCGCUACAUCGAUCAAGAUUAUCUGGGCCAGAACGAUCGAAUAGAAUACGAUGACCAGGAUUGGAAAGGGCUGUCGGAAGAGCCCAUGCCGUAUGGGUUUCAGGACGAUGUGGACAUGAACGACGAGGAUGAAGCUUUUACUGGGACUGUAGACGAGCCUGUCCAAGAUCUGAGGCAAGAAAACGACACGGUGGCUCCUGGAUUUUGGCGGCCCAAUAAGCUGUACUGA